This is a messenger RNA of Nanorana parkeri, 1595 nucleotides long. RefSeq names its product ectonucleoside triphosphate diphosphohydrolase 6 (putative) (gene ENTPD6). The record is from RefSeq and is a predicted model, not a curated record. Lineage: Eukaryota; Metazoa; Chordata; Amphibia; Anura; Dicroglossidae. Gene Ontology annotation, biological process: nucleoside diphosphate catabolic process. The coding region runs from base 111 to 1442 and encodes 443 amino acids. Gene Ontology annotation, molecular function: GDP phosphatase activity; UDP phosphatase activity. The transcript has 14 exons. Gene Ontology annotation, cellular component: membrane; Golgi apparatus.
CCCCGCCCAGACAUAGAAGGUGAUCGGAGAGUGAUGUGGAGGUAUUUAAUAGUUACGGCUGUGUUGGGCGGCUCUCUGGAAGUGUCCGGACUCUGGUAUGGCUGUGGACUAUGUACGACUUUUUUGACACUAAAACCAUGAAGAUCUCAAAGCUGCCCUGUCUCCUGCUGAUUGCAUUGUGUGUGAUGCUGUUCUUUAGCUAUGUCACAUGGAGUCCUCGCUCCCAUGCAGAAAUCGAGAGUAUGGACCUUAAGCUUCCACAAGAAGAAGGAAGUGGUAAAAGAACGGCUUCACAGGAAGUAUUUUAUGGAAUAAUGUUUGACGCUGGAAGUACCGGAACACGAGUGCAUGUAUAUAAAUUCAGCCGCACAUCCUCUGGUGUACCCAAUUUGGACCAUGAAACCUUUAAAGCUAUAAAGCCAGGAUUGUCUGCAUAUGCUGAUGAGCCAGAGAAGUGUGCUGUAGGAAUAAAGGAACUAUUGGAUAUUGCAAUGAAAGAAAUACCCGAUGACCUCUGGAGCUCCACACCACUUGUCCUCAAAGCCACAGCGGGGUUACGUCUUUUACCAGGAGAGAAGGCGCAGAAGCUGCUGGAUAUGGUCAGAGAUAUCUUUAAAUCAUCUCCUUUCCUUGUUGGAAAAGACAGUGUUUCAAUCAUGAAUGGCACAGAUGAAGGCAUUUUUGCUUGGAUUACUGUAAACUUUUUGACAGGGAGUUUAACCAAUCCAUCUGCUAUAUUGGCUGGAAUGCUCGAUCUUGGUGGUGGAUCAACACAAAUCACCUUCUAUCCAUAUGAUAAGAGUACUUUUCCCAGUGCACCACCAGGAUUCAUCACCACCUUUGAGCUGUUUAACCGCACAUAUCACCUCUAUUCACACAGCUACUUGGGACUUGGCUUAAUGUCGGCCAGACUGGAAAUCAUGGGAGGAAAUGAAGGAAUACCCUUGAAGCCUGGAGAAGAGCUGGUAACUCCCUGUGUGUCACCAGGCUUUGCGACAGAAUUUGAGCAUGCUGGAGUAACUUAUAAAGUGAAAGGAGAGGAGGAUGUAACUUCCGUAUAUGAAUCUUGCUAUAGAAGUGUAGGAGAAACACUUAAGGGCAAAGUGAACCUUGUCAAGGAGGUGGCUGUCCUCUUCUUUUAUUCUUUUUCAUAUUAUUUUGAUCGUGCGGAAGAUACACAUUUGAUAGAUCCAAAGGUUGGAGGCUUUGUAAAGGUUAAAGAUUUUGAAACGGCAGCUAAAAAUGAAUGUACAAAUCUUGGAAAAUCAGGAAAACGUCCAUUUAUCUGUAUGGAUUUGUGCUAUAUUACGCAUCUUCUUCAAGAUUUAGGAUUUCCUAAAGAAAAACGUCUAAAGCUUGUUAAGCAAAUAAAUGAUGUAGAAACCAGCUGGGCCCUAGGAGCGACUUUUUACUAUAUGAAUCUGAUGCAGGGUAAUGCGUAGCAUCUUUCAGCAGGACCGCGAAGAGGACUUUCUGGCAAAAACUUGACUUCAGUUCUCUGAUGUGAUUUUCAGAGAUUUAGCCAUAAUUUGUUUCACAUUUUUAUGGUAACGGCUUGUCAUUUUCUUCAUGUCUUUUUUGAUUUUUAUCUAUAU